Molecule: messenger RNA, 1409 nt
Organism: Nicotiana attenuata
Lineage: Eukaryota; Viridiplantae; Streptophyta; Magnoliopsida; Solanales; Solanaceae
Product: 11-beta-hydroxysteroid dehydrogenase 1B-like
Exons: 6
Coding region: 160-1215 (351 amino acids)
Molecular function (GO): oxidoreductase activity
Source: RefSeq, a predicted model, not a curated record
UUUUGUUUUAUUAUGAAGGAAAGGAUAGCUCAUCUAUAUCUUUCUGUCCUUGUUCUUCUUACCAUUGUAUGUCCUGUAGUAAAUUAAAGGUUUGAGUCCACAUAUAUAGUUUCACUUGUGUCUGAGCAACGCUAGUGCUAAAGCCAUAAGCCAUAAGCCAUGUUGCUGGGUCUAAUUCACAAAUUUCUCAACUUAGUAGCUCCUCCGUUUACCUUCUUCAGCCUGUUGCUUUUCUUGCCACCUUUCCAAUUCUUCAAGUUCUUCCUCUCAAUUUUGGGAACCCUAUUUAGCGAAGAUGUCGCUGGAAAGGUCGUCAUCAUCACCGGCGCUUCCUCCGGCAUAGGCGAGUAUCUGGCCUAUGAGUAUGCCAAGAGAGGAGCAUGUUUAACUCUUGCAGCCAGAAGAGAGGGGAGUUUGAAUGAAGUGGCCGAAACGGCACAUGAACUAGGCUCUCCAGAUGUUAUAACAGUUCACGCUGAUGUUUCAAAAGUUGAUGACUGCAGAAGGAUUGUUGAUCAAACCAUGACUCACUUUGGCCGGUUGGACCACCUGGUUAACAAUGCUGGAGUGCACGCAAUUACUCUAUUUGAAGAUACAGAAGAUGUCACUGAUUUUAGAUCUGUCAUGGACAUCAACUUCUGGGGUUCUGUUUAUAUGACCCGAUUUGCGAUCCCUUAUCUUAGAUAUAGUGGAGGUAGGAUUAUUGUGCUUUCUUCAUCUGCUUCUUGGCUGCCUGCUCCAAGAUCAAGCUUUUACAAUGCAAGCAAAGCAGCAAUAUCUCAAUUCUUUGAGACAUUAAGGAUUGAGUUGGGGCAGGACAUCAAGAUUACUCUGGUAACACCUGGCUUUGUUGAAUCUGAACUCACGCAAGGCAAAUACAUUGGUAAGAGUGGCGAUGUAGAGGUUGAUCAAGGAAUGAGGGAUGUACUAAUAAGCGCGACUCCGGUGGCCAAGGUCGAAUCAUGUGCUAAGACAAUUGUGAAUAGUGCUUGCCGAGGGGAAAGAUACGUGACUAUACCUGCUUGGUUUAGAGUUAGCUACUUGUGGAAGGUGUUUUGCCCGGAGGUGUUGGAGUGGAUGUACAGGUUAAUGUAUCUGACUGGGUCGGAAACUUCACCGAAGGAUGCACUUAGCAAGAAAGUAGCGGAUUAUACUGGUGCACAAAAUGUCUUGUAUCCAGAGACUAUCAGAAAUGCAGAUAUAAAGACGGACUAAUCCUUAGUUCAUACAAAUGCUUGUAUUAGGUUCAUGGGCUGUGAAGUGUGUGUUGUACAUCUGUUUUUCGGGGCUUUUUGGAUCUGUGGUAGCUGUAGUGUAGGUAUAAAUAAAAAGGAUGUUUCAGUUUGUUGCGAAGAUUGGUUUGUUUUUUAUAGGCGAAGUAUAUAGACGGGUCUUUUUAAGUUGUCUAA